Arabidopsis thaliana (thale cress) is the source of this 866-nucleotide messenger RNA. Its product is annotated as Cystatin/monellin superfamily protein. Lineage: Eukaryota; Viridiplantae; Streptophyta; Magnoliopsida; Brassicales; Brassicaceae. Gene Ontology annotation, cellular component: extracellular region. Gene Ontology annotation, molecular function: cysteine-type endopeptidase inhibitor activity. The coding region runs from base 216 to 584 and encodes 122 amino acids. The record is from RefSeq and is marked reviewed. The transcript has a single exon.
AAUUUUGAAAUACAAAGCAAAAAAGUUUUUCAUAAAAGUUCAUUAAACCUUUUGCCUAAAUUAUGGCAUGUGUUAUUAAGAUUAGAAAUAAAUAUUCUGCUAGAAAUCUAGAAUUCUGCCACACGUCAUGCCACGUGGCGGACCUUUAAUGUAUUUAAAAGCCCUUAAACUCAAUGCCAUAAUCAAUUUUGAGGAAACAACAGUUACAAAGCAAAAUGACUAGUAAGGUCGUCUUCCUUCUUCUCCUCUCUCUCGUCGUCGUCCUCCUCCCUCUCUACGCCUCUGCGGCUGCCCGCGUCGGUGGUUGGAGUCCCAUCAGCAACGUUACGGACCCUCAAGUCGUAGAGAUCGGUGAAUUCGCGGUCUCCGAGUACAACAAACGGAGCGAAUCGGGACUCAAGUUCGAGACGGUUGUUAGCGGCGAGACUCAGGUCGUAUCUGGUACAAAUUACCGUCUUAAGGUGGCGGCUAAUGACGGCGACGGAGUGAGCAAGAACUACUUGGCAAUCGUAUGGGACAAGCCGUGGAUGAAAUUCAGAAAUCUCACUUCCUUCGAGCCUGCCAAUAAUGGUCGCUUCCUUUAAGCUUUUAACAUGUAACCGCUCUUUAUUAAUAUUGCAGAAACAUUAAAAACAAAGGAGUUGAAAUAAACAUAAGACAAUUAUUGUGUCUAUUUUAUGUAUUUCUAUAGUUUUCAAAAUAUGCAAAUCUGAAGAAAUGAUGAUUGAACAAGUUCUUUGACAAAUCCGGUAAUUAUGCCGGAUAAUCUGGUAUGCAAAUUAUGGGUCAGUCACGAGACAGUUGAGAGAUGUAAUAACACUCUCUAAAUAAAACAAUUAAAUGAGUCAAUUACAAAACAGGAGACA